Pelmatolapia mariae (spotted tilapia) is the source of this 1345-nucleotide messenger RNA. RefSeq lists its product as uncharacterized. The coding region runs from base 273 to 1199 and encodes 308 amino acids. The record is from RefSeq and is a predicted model, not a curated record. The transcript has 4 exons. Lineage: Eukaryota; Metazoa; Chordata; Actinopteri; Cichliformes; Cichlidae.
UCGCGCAUGAGCACACCUCUCAUCUUCCUGCAAAUGAAUCGAAACGGGCAGCAUUGGAUUGUUGUAUUAAAUUAAGCUAUAUUUGUGUCUGAAAUUCGUCCUGCUUCAUCUCCUGUCUCCUACGUUUACCGCGACAACGAACCCAAAUGUCGGAAUAACGGGGGGAAAUGCGACUUUGCGCUCAGUCAUCUAGCUAACAAGCUAACCAGCUAACAGCAUCAUCAGCUGGUUGUUUUAAAGACAUCAGUGUCGGUGAGACUGCUCGCUGGGAAAUGUAUGUUCUCUACACAAUUCUCGCAUCUUUAGUUUUUUUCUUCAUUCUGAAAUGGAUGAAAAAGAGGAGAUAUUUCACCGACCUGAAAAGACUUGAUGGUAAAACAGUUCUUAUAACAGGUGGUAAUUCAGGUAUAGGUAAGGAGACAGCUGUUGCUUUGGCACUGAGAGGCGCCCGUGUCGUCAUCGCUUGCAGAGACCCAGACAAGGCCGAGACGGCCGUCAGAGAGAUCAAGUUAAAGAGUCACAGUCUGAACGUCCUUCACAUGGAGCUGGAUCUGGCCAACCUGCACUCAGUGAGGGAAUUCUCUAAGAACUUUCUCCAGAAAGAGAAGAAGCUUGAUAUCCUGAUCAAUAAUGCAGGCAUGCCCAGCAUCCUUGACUGGACGGACGAUGGCUUCAGCAUGUGUUUUGGCGUCAACCACUUGGGGCACUUCCUUCUAACCAACCUGCUUCUUCCUCGCCUGAAGGAGUGUGCCCCCAGUCGGGUGGUGACCCUCACAUGCUCCACUUACAAAUACCAGAAAUUGGACUUCCAGGACCUCAAUUACAACUUGCUUCCCUUCUUCACCUACUGCCGCAGCAAGCUGGCAAAUAUCUAUUUCAGUCAGGAACUGGCUCGCAUCACUGACGGGAAAGGAGUGACUUCAUAUGCUGUGCACCCUGGUUUUGUGCAAAGCGCCUGGACAUGCCACUACUCUUUCCUGUUCCGGAUGCUGAUGCAGGUGAUCAUGUGGAUGUUUUUUGUGCCAUGUGAGAUUGGAGCUCAGACUGUCAUCUACUGCGCCGUGUCAGAUGAAGCUGCCAAACACAGCGGGGGAUACUUCGUCGACUGCCGACCUGCAGCGCUCCGUCCUUUUGCAAAAGAUGCAGGUGUGGCCAAAAAGCUGUGGGAGGCCAGUGAGAGACUGGUGAAACUGGCUUAACUGAGGAAUCUGAAGGCACAUUUGAAAUGACCCCACCCCUUCUUGUCUUUUUCUAUAUUAUUUAUGCAUAUUUUGUUAUGUUUUCAUGAACAUUUUGCUGUGUAAAUUUUCUUUUAUGUACUUGUGUAUUUCAAGUAAAAUAUUUU